Molecule: messenger RNA, 1068 nt
Organism: Pteropus alecto (black flying fox)
Lineage: Eukaryota; Metazoa; Chordata; Mammalia; Chiroptera; Pteropodidae
Gene: CFAP77
Product: cilia and flagella associated protein 77
Exons: 6
Coding region: 213-1064 (283 amino acids)
Source: RefSeq, a predicted model, not a curated record
GGCUUAUAUUGACCUUUAGGCCUCUUUGCAAUGAAAGGGUGGCCGAGGUUGCCGCGCCCCGCUUCGGAGGGAGCCCGGCGUCCGGUGCCCACCCCGGGGUCCGGGUGGUGCGGUCCGGGACUGGCUGUGGGCCCCUCCGAGCUCCGCGCUCGCCCCCAAGCUGGGAAGCGCGCCGGAUCCAGCCCCCGGGUCGACUCCCCGUGACCUCCAGGAUGCCAGAGGCCAAGAGCUCCAGUCAGGACCUCAUGCGACGGAAGAAGAAGCAGCCGGUGCGCCGCACGGUCAGCCACAUCUGCCCGCCUCCGCGGCGGCCCCUGACCGUGGCCGACAUCCGGCCGGGAAUGGAGAACGAGAGGCUGGGGGUCGUGCGGGAUUCCAUGUUUCAGAACCCGCUCAUCGUCAAGGCUGAACUUGGGAAGCCCCGGGAAAGAAGCUACAGUCUGCCUGGAAUUAAUUUUAAUUAUGGACUCUACAUCCGGGGGCUGGAUGGAGGGGUCCCCGAAGCCAUUGGACACUGGAAUGUAUUUAAGCAGCAGCCCACCUGUCCCCACGAGCUGACCCGGGAUUACAUUGCCAUGAACCGUGGGGCAGUGAAAGCGGGUCUGGUAACUGCCCGGGAGAACCUCCUCUACCGUCAGCUCAAUGACAUCCGCAUCAGCGACCAGGAUGACCGGCGCCCCAAGAAGGAGCCACCCUCUCUCCCUCCCAACAUGACCUUUGGGAUCCAGGCACGGCCGUCCACCCCCUUCUUUGACCUGCUGCAGCACCGGUACCAGCAGCUGUGGGUGCAGGAUCAGAAGGCCACCCAGAAAGCCAUCAAACUGGAGAAAAAGCACAAGGUGACCCUCGGGAAGCUGUAUGAGACCCGAAGCAGCCAGCUGAGGAAGUACAAGCCGCCGGUGAAGCUGGACGCCCUCUGGCACAUGCCCCACUUCCAGAAGGUGGGUCCCCAUCUCGACACCUUCCCCACGGAGGCCGAUCGGCAGAGAGCAUUCAGAGCCCACCGGGAAGAGUGCGCCGUGCGCCAGGGCACCCUGAGGGCGGGCAACUACACCCACCCUUAGCGCU